Messenger RNA from Paramecium octaurelia, 1593 nucleotides. The record is from the annotation of a GenBank genome assembly. NCBI's taxonomy places the organism in Eukaryota, Ciliophora, Oligohymenophorea, Peniculida, Parameciidae.
AUGAUACUCAAUAAAUUAAAGAAUCAGCCUAAGUGGUAUUUAAAAAAGGAUUGGAGAAUUAAAACCCAAAUACUUGUUGCUUAUCUGAUCGUUUAUUUAAUUAUCUUUACUAUUCUAACAACUGCGGUAAUGAUCUCCUAAAAUUACUUGCAUGAGAUGCUCACUUUAUUUUCACACCAAGUAUUUUUGAAAUAAACAAAACAUUCUUUAUAGUACCAGUGGGUAUACAAAAGAGGUUUAGAAGAAACUUUAAUGCAAACUGCAUAAUAGAUUUCAUUUGUCAGGGAUUUCAAUUAGCUUUUCGACUCUCUCCUUACUAAUCAAACUUUCAAAACAAAAGAACACCCGAUGAUGUGUUUAAAUGACCCGAGACAAAAUGACUCAUAUUGUUACACUAGCUCUGUGUCUUGUGGUAUCUUUGGAAAACCUAUAAGUAAUUUGAAAAAUUUGGGAGUUGAGGACAUCUUGCAAACUACUUCAGUUUUAACUUCAUUUAGAUAUCUACUAGAUGGCAAAUCGCCUAUCUAUUAUUUUAAUAACAACAAUAUCACUUAAUUAUAUUGUAUUACUCUUGGAUUACAGUUUCCAAAAAUCUUUAAUCCCAUCAAAAGAUAAUACUACCUCGAUCAUUUAAAGGCUUCUGCCAACGCUACCGAUCCCAAAGCCAUUUACAUAGUUAAUCCAUACACAAUAAUCACUAAUGCAAUAAACUUUCCUAUGACUACCAAUUUACUUGAUAAAAACAAUGGUAUUCUCGGUAUCAUCGUAAAAGGCAUUGAAUUAGACUAUGCAACCUUAUCUAAAUUUAAUGGUAAUAACACACAAAUUUUAAUAAUUGAUAAGAAUGGCAAAGUGCUUUUAUCAGAGCUUUAUAAAAUUAAAAGCCAACCCAUAUAUUAUUUAAAUGAACCUUAGUUCUCUGGUUUUGAUAAUACCGACCUUUAACAGAUAUUUUUCCAUCAUUAUUAAAAAGAGUUUGUAAGUAAUUGCAAUAAUGUUAUUUCCACUAAUAUAUUGUGUAGAUAUAACUCUCUAGAUAAAGAUAAUCUCAUAAUUGAGAGCAAGAACAUUUCGAAUUCUCCAUUUAUAAUGGUAAUGCUCUAAAAAACAAAUUUUAUUGUAAAAUAAGAAGCUGAAUUUUUGGAGAUAUUAGCCGAAGUAUUUAGAGAGGAUAUUCGCAUGACUAUAAUAUUGGCUUUGGUUAUUCCUCUAAUCAUAUUAUUUUGCUCAUAAUUCCUUAUUAACAUUAUUUUAAAAUAAUUGAAUGGAAUCAUUUAUGAUGUUAAAGCCUUCCUAUUUAGCAACAAGAAAGAGUACAUGUCAAAACAAUUAUUUAAAAAAAAAAGUAUCAUUAUAUCAGAAACCAUCAUUGACUUCUAAGCAGCAAUAAUAAAUUUAUUCUAGAACCAAGCAACGUUUAGAAAAUCUGACGAAUGUAUUUCUGUAGAAACUAUUUAAUUUCCAGUUAAUACUAGGCUUUACAAGUUUUUAGUGAGACAACUCUAAUUUAUUAUAUAAUAGAAAAGAUUGAGGAAUAAUUGUAUACCAGAUAGUUUGAAAUUAUUUGAAUUAAAAAAAAUACUGUUCAAAUGA